GGGACGCAUUACUAGGGCGACGGCUGGACGCCUCCUCGCUACGGGAUGAAUUAGCGGCGGGUUUUGCCCUGAGGUUGUGACCCCUACGGAGUUCCCGGGUAGCCCACGUGCCCCUUGCGGCGUCGCGCGGAGUCCCCUGCCAGUCACAGGCUGAAAGACAGAGUUGGGAUUCUCUUCUGAGAAGCUGGCAACGAAUGGAAGAUAUGAUAUGUGCAUUCCAGGGGAAAACAAAUUGUGAUGCUUCUGAACCCAUGGCAGUUAACAAGGCAGUUUCUAGCUACUGAAUAUAUUUUCUGAAAUCAAGAUUGUCAAAGCUUUGGAAUCAUGGUGUCAUGGAAAGGGAUUUACUUUAUACUCACUCUAUUUUGUGGAAGCUUUUUUGGAAGCAUUUUCAUGCUGGGUCCCUUUUUACCACUGAUGUUUAUAAACCCAUCUUGGUAUCGCUGGAUCAACAACCGCCUUGUGGCAACCUGGCUCACACUACCUGUGGCAUUGUUGGAGACCAUGUUUGGUGUAAAAGUGAUUAUAACAGGUGAUGCCUUUAUUCCGGGAGAAAGAAGUGUCAUUAUUAUGAACCAUCGAACAAGAAUGGAUUGGCUAUUCCUGUGGAACUGUCUGAUGAGAUAUAGCUACCUCAGAUUGGAGAAAGUUUGCCUCAAAGCCAGUCUCAAAAGUGUUCCAGGAUUUGGUUGGGCCAUGCAGGCUGCUGCCUAUAUCUUUAUUCAUAGGAAAUGGAAGGAUGACAAGAGCCAUUUUGAAGACAUGAUUGAUUAUUUUUGUGAUAUCCACGAACCACUUCAACUCCUCAUCUUCCCAGAAGGGACUGAUCUUACAGAAAACAGCAAGGCUCGAAGUAACGAUUUUGCUGAAAAGAAUGGACUUCAGAAAUAUGAAUAUGUUUUACAUCCAAGAACUACAGGCUUUACUUUUGUGGUAGACCGUUUAAGAGAAGGUAAGAACCUUGAUGCUGUCCAUGACAUCACUGUAGCAUAUCCCCACAACAUUCCUCAGUCAGAGAAGCACCUUCUCCAGGGAGACUUUCCCAUGGAAAUCCACUUUCACGUCCACCGAUAUCCUAUAGACACCCUCCCAGCAUCUAAGGAGGACCUUCAGCUCUGGUGCCACAAGCGAUGGGAAGAGAAAGAAGAGAGGCUGCGUUCCUUCUAUCAAGGGGAGAAGAAUUUUUACUUUACUGGCCAGAGUGUGAUUCCACCUUGCAAGUCUGAGCUCAGGGUCUUUGUGGUCAAAUUGCUGUCUAUACUGUAUUGGACCCUGUUCAGCCCUGCAAUGUGCCUACUCAUAUAUUUGUACAGUCUGGUUCGAUGGUAUUUUAUAAUCACCAUUGUGAUCUUUGUGCUACAGGAAAGAAUAUUUGGUGGACUGGAAAUUCUAGAACUUGCAUGUUACCGUUUCUUACACAAACAGCCACAUUUAAAUGCAAAGAAAGAUAAUUAAGAUUAUAAUGUUCACAAUGUAAAAAUUUAGGGAACAUUUUGGAAAUGUUCUAAGCCUUUGUAAACUGAGAUGCAUUUUUGCAUGACUAUGUCAGAUAUUUCUUACUACCAUCAUUAUUUGUUAAAGAUAUUUUGCACUUAAUUUUGUGGGAAAAAUAUUGCUACAAUUUUUUUUUAAUCUCUGAAUGUAAUUUCAAUACUGUGUAUGUAGCAGGGAAGGAUAACUUGGGCCAGAUUAUUAAACAAUCAUCAGGCUGUCAUGAGACAAGGAACGCACAAGUUUUUCUCAAAGGCCCACUUCUGUUUUCUAACAGACUCCUUAGACCACAGCAGAUACAGAACUCAUUCGGGAGCACUGGCCCAGACCACGUGCUGUUACUUGACUGCCCAGGUCACCUUAUCGAGGUGAGCACUGUUCCUCCAGGUACCCGGGCAGGUGGCGCCCAGGCUCCCUCCCUUGGCACACUCCUUCCUAUGCCAAUCAGACCCAUAUCAUCCUUCCUUAAAAUCAGAAAUUGGAACUCCCUUGUUCUUCAGCUGAUCAAACAUUUUGAUAGGAAAUCCUUCAUUAUUCAUAGAAUUUUAGGCUGACCAAGAUGUCAGAAGGCCACCGUGCCCUUUUAUCUUGUGAAAGAUAAGACCUGGACAUGUCUAAGGGAGCAACCCCAGGCUCUCCACUUUGAAACCGUGAUUUGAAUUUUAAAAGAUAAGAAUUGAUACAGUUCAAAUUCUGCACUCAUACUCAGUCUUGCAUGCUCAGUGAUGGCUUUCUUACAACUUGAUGGCAGGUUUAGCUUUUUCUGCAUUAAAAAUAACAGUGGCAUAAUGUGAAGUCACUACUUUUUUUAAAGAACGGUUAGAAGAACAUUCUGUUAUUGCAGUCAGAAACUCUUUGAAACAUUUUUUUACAGCCUACCAAAAAAAGAAGGUUGUGUUUUCUACAUGCCAUUAAAACAACAAAAAUGCUUGCAGACAGGGCAGCCGUGGUUUGUCCUAAAUUAUUCAACCCUGUAGCCUUGACAGAUUUUACUCUUAAAACCAAGAUGAAAAUGCAAAAAUAAAUCCUUUUUAAUGAUAGCAAUGGAUCUUUUUAAUCAUAGAUUUCCUCUUUUCUAUAAUAAUAUUUAAACCCACUUCGACCAGUUGCCUAAAUACUCCUGUCAUUUGCAGUCAGUGGAAAGUCCAGCACACCAAUACCACCAAUCUCCUCCUGAAGCAAAAGAAACGUGUCACUUUAGUUGCCCCCUACUGGAGCCUUGCACUCCUUUUUUUGUCCUGUAAUAGUGAUGCCAGUCAGAGUGCAGAAGAUGCGAGGCCAUUACAAGUCCUUAGCUGUCAGCAGAUCUGCCAGGUUUGCUUCUGCAUCGAACCAGCCUCAAAAGCUACUUACUGCACGAUGUUCUCUUCAGCCCGAAUGCUUUCUCUUUAAUUACAUCUCAUUUUUGCUUGACAGUGACCUACCCAAUAAUUGAGUCAUGCAUUGCCAUGAAAGGUAAACACAUCGUGAGCUGAACUUUCCGAGCAGAUUCUUUGAGAAAGCUCUGGUUGAAGCCGAACACUGUUGACACAUCAUUUUUAUUGGAAGAGCAUUAACUGGUGGCUCUGCUGAAACUCACCACCCCAUGUUUAACUGGUCCCCCAAAGCUGUUUCCAAUCCUCCUGGAGCUACUGAUUAGUAUUGUGCACAUCUGCUCCAAACCUCGCUGUUUAACUGCAUGGUUUGGUUUUCAUUUAGUUGGGAGCGUUUUUGUUUUUUUGGCAUAAACCAAAAAAA
Molecule: messenger RNA, 3228 nt
Organism: Otolemur garnettii (small-eared galago)
Lineage: Eukaryota; Metazoa; Chordata; Mammalia; Primates; Galagidae
Gene: LCLAT1
Product: lysocardiolipin acyltransferase 1
Exons: 7
Coding region: 325-1455 (376 amino acids)
Cellular component (GO): endomembrane system
Molecular function (GO): acyltransferase activity
Source: RefSeq, a predicted model, not a curated record